Molecule: messenger RNA, 2171 nt
Organism: Otolemur garnettii (small-eared galago)
Lineage: Eukaryota; Metazoa; Chordata; Mammalia; Primates; Galagidae
Gene: LSR
Product: lipolysis stimulated lipoprotein receptor
Exons: 10
Coding region: 270-2066 (598 amino acids)
Biological process (GO): tricellular tight junction assembly; establishment of blood-brain barrier
Cellular component (GO): tricellular tight junction; plasma membrane
Source: RefSeq, a predicted model, not a curated record
CCAGGGCUCGCAGGGGGUUGUGUGGUUCAGAGAACUACAGUUGGGGCAAGGAAGUUUCUCCCCGAUAGCUGAAAGCGUGCGCUUCAUCCACGUUGGUACCGUUCAUUAAAACUUCUGGAACACCGCAGGGUGGGCUUGGAAUAGGAACAAGGAACGGAAGCAGGAAAGGGGAGGAGCGUGCACCCCUCCCGGCCUUGGUGCACGCCGCGCCCCCUACUCUCGGGUACUUGGGAAGGGACGCGCGGGCUGGACGCGCCCAGACGGCCGAGAUGGCGCUGGUGGCUCGCGGGCUUUCCCGUGGGCUGAGCUCUGACCCGGCCUCCCCAGGCCGGGGUACAGUGGUCUUCCUGUGGCUCCUUUUUAGCACCUGGUGCACAGCUCCUGCCAGUGCUAUCCAGGUGACUGUGUCAGAUCCCUUUCACGUGGUGAUCCUCUUCCAGCCGGUGACCCUGCCCUGCAGCUACCAGGUGUCCACGACCCCCACAGUACCCAUUGUGAUCUGGAAGUACAAGUCCUUCUGCCGGGACCGCAUCACUGACGCCUUCUCCUCAGCCAGUGCUGACAACCAGCUCAAUGCCCAGCUGGCAGCUGGUAACCCCGGCUACAACCCUUAUGUGGAGUGCCAGGACAGCGUUCGCACCGUCAGGGUUGUGGCCACCAAGCAGGGCAAUGCUGUGACCCUGGGAGAGUACUACCAGGGCCGGAGGAUCACCAUCACAGGAAAUGCUGACCUGACCUUUGACCAGACCGCGUGGGGGGACAGUGGUGUAUAUUACUGCUCCGUGGUCUCAGCCCAGGACCUCCAGGGGAACAAUGAGGCCUACGCAGAGCUCAUCGUCCUUGGGAGGACCUCUGGGGUGGCUGAGCUCUUACCUGGUUUUCAGGCGGGGCCCUUGGAAGACUGGCUUUUUGUGGUCAUGGUUUGCCUGGCCGUCUUCCUCUUCUUCCUCCUCCUGGGCAUCUGCUGGUGUCAGUGCUGCCCGCACACCUGUUGCUGUUACGUCAGGUGCCCCUGCUGCCCAGACAAGUGCUGCUGCCCGGAGGCCUUGUAUGCUGCUGGUAAAGCAGCCACCUCAGGAGUCCCAAGCAUCUACGCCCCCAGCACCUAUGGCCACUUGUCCCCAGCCAAGACCCCACCCCCACCAGCCAUUAUUCCCAUGGGCCCUGUCUACAACGGGUACCCUGGUGACUUUGACAGAAGCAGCUCAGUCGGCGGCCACAGCUCCCAGGUACCCCUGCUUCGUGAUGUGGACAGCACUGUGACCUCAGAAGUUCGUAGCGGCUACAGGAUACAGGCCAACCAGCAGGAUGACUCCAUGCGGGUCCUGUAUUACAUGGAGAAAGAGCUGGCCAACUUUGACCCUUCUCGACCAGGCCCCCCGAAUGGCCGUGUGGAGCGGGCCAUGAGUGAAGUUACCUCCCUUCAUGAGGACGACUGGAGAUCUCGGCCUUCCCGGGUCCCUGCCCUCACCCCCAUCAGGGAUGAGGAGUGGGGUCGUCGCUCUCCUAGGAGUCCCAGGAGAUGGGAGCAGGAGCCCCCUCCAGAGCGGCCAGGAAGUGGCUGGAGGGCUGGACGUCCUCGGGCCCACUCUGUGGAUGCUCUGGACGACCUCACCAGGCCAGGGUCUUCUGAGUCAGGGAGGCGGUCUCCUCCAGGUAGAGGGAGGCGAGGCCGGGCCUACACGCCCCCUAGAAGCCGCAGCCGUGACGACCUCUAUGACCCAGACGACUUGAGGGACUUUCCUCACUCCCGAGAUCCCCACUACAAUGACAGGUCUAGGGAUCGUCCUCACGCUGAUCCCAGGUCCUACCCCCACCGGUCCCAGGACCCUCGGGACAACAAUUCCAGGUCUGAGGACCCUCAAUAUGAUGGGAGAUUACUGGAAGAGGCCUUGAGGAAAAAAGGGUCUGGGGAGAGGAGGAGACCUUACAGGGAGGAAGAGGAAGAAAAGGAGGCCUACUAUCCCCCAGCGCCUCCCCCUUACUCUGAGACGGACUCCCAGUCCUCACGAGAGCGGAGGCUUAAGAAGAACUUGGCCCUGAGUCGCGAAAGUCUAGUCGUCUGAUCUCUCGUUUUUUGUAUCUUUUUUUGUAUCUUUUUUUUAAAACUGGAAGUAACAUUGAUGAAGGUCUUCCCCUCUUAAGUCUAAAUAAAAUUUAUAAUCACAAGG